AUGGAUAUAGCAACCGCCGCCGCUGCUCUCGUCGGAGGAGCUACAGUCGCAGGAUAUCUGAAUGCCAAGUUUCAUAUUCAGAAGGAUGUAUCAAAUUUGGUCACGCUGAAGCACGCCGAACGACAAUAUGCCAAUGCCGUUCGUCAAAACCAAGGAAAUCCAUGGUUCGUCCUACUGCAGACCGUGAAGCAAUACCCCGACAUGAGCUGUGUCUGGACUCGCGAGAGAUCAUACACCUACCGAGAAAUACAAGACCAAGCCUGCCAAUACGCCCAUUUCUUCUUAUCACAGGGCGUGAAGAAAGGCGACCUUGUUGCUCUUUACCUCCAGAACAGCAAUGAGUACAUCGUCGCAUGGAUCGCCCUCUGGAGCAUUGGCUGUGCCCCCGCCGCGAUCAAUUACAAUCUCACCGGGGACGCAUUGCUGCACUGUCUGAAGAUCAGUGGCGCGAAUAUCCUGCUCGUGGACGAAGACGCCGACUGUCGUGCCCGCGUCGAUGAAAGCCACGACGCCAUUACCGGUAAUCUGGGAAUGAAGUCAAUGACACUGGAUAGCUCCCUAAAGGCGCAUAUCAGCACCUUCCCAACAACCCUCCCACCCAAGGGACUGAGCAAACAUGUGACCGGCGACUUCCCGGCGAUCCUCCUAUAUACCUCUGGCACUACGGGCAUGCCUAAGGGCUGUGCAUUCACAAUGUCCAGACUGUAUACCACUCUCUUCAUCCGUCGUGCCCUGAUGGGAGACACGCCCGGCCCAGACGGCGAUCGCUGGUACAGCUGCAUGCCUUUAUACCACGGCACAGCAGCUAUCGCCGUAAUCGCAUGUCUAGUAAUGGGCGUGAGCGUCGCCAUCGCUCCCAAGUUCAGUGUGAGUAGAUUCUGGACCGAUAUCCGCGACUCGGAAUCGACUAUUUUCAUCUAUGUUGGAGAGACAGCGCGGUACCUGCUCGCGCCACCCCCAUCACCCCAAGACCGAAACCACAAGGUCCGCUGUAUGUACGGCAACGGUCUGCGGCCGGAUAUCUGGGAGCGGUUCCGGGAGCGCUUUGGAGUCGCUGAAGUCGGAGAGUUCUUUAAUAGCACGGAAGGUGUUUUCGGUCUGUUUAAUUACAAUCGCGGUCCUUUCACGUCUGGAAGUGUUGGUCAUCAUGGUUUGAUCAUGCGCGGGAUACUGCAUAAUGUCUUCGUUCCUGUUGCUAUUGACCCGGAGACUGGGGAUAUUCUGCGCGAUUCUAAGACUGGCUUUGCGCUUCGCGCGCCUUAUGAGCAGGGGGGUGAGAUUAUCGUCAAUGUUCCUGGUGAAGAGGCUUUCCAGGGGUACUGGCGCAAUGAUGAGGCGACCAAUAAGAAAUUCCUGCGCGAUGUCUUCAAGAAGGGGGAUCUCUAUUAUCGAUCUGGAGAUGCUCUGCGUCGGCAGAGCGAUGGCCGUUGGUACUUCCUCGACCGACUUGGGGAUACCUUCCGCUGGAAGAGCGAGAACGUAGCAACCGCGGAAGUCUCAGAGGUUCUAGGCCAAUUCCCUGGUAUUACCGAGGCCAAUGUGUACGGCGUCCGUCUUCCCAAUCACGAGGGACGCGCUGGGUGUGCAGCUAUUCAGAUUAGCCCGGACGCCCGACAGACAUUUGACUACACAGCGCUUGCGAGAUUCGUACGCUCCAAGCUGCCUAAAUAUGCUGUUCCGUUGUUCCUUCGCAUCGUCGAGAAUCCCACGCACAUCCACAAUCAUAAGCAGAACAAGGUACCGCUUCGGGAUGAGGGUGUUGAUAUUGCCUUGCUUGGGACUAAAGCCCCCGAGGGUAAGGAUGACCACUUCUUGUGGAUUGCACCUGGUGAUGAGAGCUAUUCGCCGUAUGGACAGAGAGAGUGGGAGCAAUUGUCGACUGGGAGUAUUCGUUUGUGA
Penicillium psychrosexuale is the source of this 1899-nucleotide messenger RNA. Its product is annotated as putative very-long-chain acyl-CoA synthetase family protein (CefD1). Bases 1 to 1899 code for a protein of 632 amino acids. Gene Ontology annotation, molecular function: long-chain fatty acid-CoA ligase activity; long-chain fatty acid transmembrane transporter activity. The record is from RefSeq and is a predicted model, not a curated record. The transcript has 4 exons. NCBI's taxonomy places the organism in Eukaryota, Fungi, Ascomycota, Eurotiomycetes, Eurotiales, Aspergillaceae.